UGUCGCAGUCGCAGUCGCAAACGGUGCUGUCGUUUGCCUUUUGUGUCGUGAGUAACUCAGUCCGGUUUUGGAACCCAACGUUGAGCGCGUUUCGCGGAUUGUGCAGUGCAGUUUAGUUGUUGUCAAUGUUGCUUGUUGUUUUUGCCUGCCUGACAAAUCCCAUUUUCCCAUAAAUAUCAGUGCGUCUCCUCUGUGUGCAUGCAAAAAAAAAAAUUAAAUAGCCGACGGCUUUCCAGUGAAUUAUUGUGCAAAUUCCAAAAGAUACAAACACAAACAGAUGCAGCUUAGCGAUAAGUGAUACAGAAUAUCCCCCCCAAAAAAAAUAAGAACACUCAAAAAGCAUUAAAACCUGGCUGCUGCUCCUGCUGCUGCUGCUACUCGUCUUAAGGGGCAACAACGUAAUUGAAAUUGAAGCCCUUGUGGAGGGAUUGCAAGUCAAGAGACGUUAACUAGAUCCGGAUUCAAGGAUGGUGCUCGUGUUAAAUGGCGUGCUGCAGGACGAUUGCCCGAUGGACACAAACAGUUUGUUCCUGCAGCAUCCCGUCUAUAGAGAUUAUGCACAGCAACUGCACUCCAUACAGGCCAAAUCCAUCGGUCCGGUGGGUCUCCUCUAUGUGGGACAACGGGAGUUGGCUGCUGCAGCGCCGCACGACAAGAAUAUCAACAUAAUUGGCGCCGAUGAUGCCACCACCUGUAUUAUUGUUGUUGUCCGGCACUCGGGCUCUGGUGCUGUGGCCCUGGCACAUUUCGAUGGCAGCGGCGUGGAUGAAGCCGUCUGCACAAUGGUGUCGCGUGUGCAGGAAUUGGCGUUGGGUUAUCCCGAAGGACGCAUCGAAUUGCAGCUGAUUGGUGGCUUUCGGGACUCGCAGGGCUAUGGCGAAGAUGUCUUCUAUAGCAUUAUGCAAUCAUUCCACAAGCAUCACCUCGAAAUUGACUUGACGCAGGCGUGCGUGGGCGAGUUGAACACAAUGCUGCGCGGCGAGAUCAACUGUCCGAUCAUUUAUGGUGUGGGCGUUAACAUCAAGACUGGCGAGAUCUUUCCGGCCUCAUUCCCGGAUCGAGGUCCAGAUCGACAAUUGCGCGAUGCGCGCAUCUUUAUGGGUGCACAAACGGUGUUGGACGUUUAUGACUCCACGCUGGGCAUGCUGAGAAUUGGACCAUUCAACUAUGAUCCAUUGCGUGGCGCCGACUUGUGGCUGUCACAGACAGAUGAGUUUCUGCUGCAACAUUUGUCCUCCAGUCCCGACGUGGAGCCGCCACAUUUUGCGCCACAGAUGCGUGCCACCAUCAGAUUCAUACAGGAGAACCAGUUUCCCGCUGUCACCGUCUUCAGGGACAAUCGACCCCGAUACUAUAGACGUGAUGAUGCCACGGGCUGCUGGGUUUUGGUUAGAUAUUAAAGAUUAAUUUAGUAUUUAGUUGUUAAACAAAUAGUGAAAACGUUUUUGGAGAACUGUCAAUACAUAUUAUACAUAUACAUACAUAUAUUAAUAAUAGUGCAUUCUGGCAAAUCAGAUGUAUAUUGGUGCAUGUGUUAAUUGCCGUUCCUCACCGUUACCCUCCCUCCCUCUCUGCCGCCCUUCUCACCACACGUCUCGAAAACUUCCUAAUUACCACACAUCAUUUUUAAUUAUACACAUAAUCGUUGCUUCUGCUUACACAUUUUUGCAAUUUAAUUGUUGAGUUAAUUGUAUUUGGCUGUAAUUGAAUUUGAUUGCAAUACUUUAAUUAUAACUCGAUUAGCAAUUCGAUUCACAUGUCGAUCGAGCAUUGUAUCUCAAAUAUAUCUUAUUCUCUCUAAUUACAUGUAGAUUCUAGAUUGAGUUCGGAUAUAAUGAACAACUUUGGAAUGCGCCUUAUUAAUGGAUCUGAAAGUAAAACGAUAAUUAUAUAUAUACAUUAUUAUUAUUAUGUAUACAUACAUAUAUGUAAAUAUAUAUAUGUAAUUCUUAUUAAUGGAAUUUUAAAGAGAUUCUUAGCAAAAUAUAUAUACACAUGUGUAAACCAACAUUUAAUAAAUGCAAUCAUUUUAGUUGUAACUGUAAACUGUAAUCAAACUUAAAGAAAUUAAAAUGGCUUGGCUAUUCGUAAAUACAUACCACUACAAAAGUUA
Drosophila innubila is the source of this 2113-nucleotide messenger RNA. It is a transcript of the gene Ntan1, whose product is annotated as protein N-terminal asparagine amidohydrolase. Gene Ontology annotation, molecular function: protein-N-terminal asparagine amidohydrolase activity. Gene Ontology annotation, cellular component: nucleus. The coding region runs from base 468 to 1400 and encodes 310 amino acids. The record is from RefSeq and is a predicted model, not a curated record. The transcript has 6 exons. Gene Ontology annotation, biological process: ubiquitin-dependent protein catabolic process. NCBI's taxonomy places the organism in Eukaryota, Metazoa, Arthropoda, Insecta, Diptera, Drosophilidae.